AUGCAUUCCACCGAGUCAUCGCAGGACAUCUCCCACCAAGUCCACCACCGCGAGACAACCCCAGUUAACCCUCAAAACCCAACUUUCGAUUCUCCUCCGAUGACGACUCCCCCAAAGAUGGAGGGUCUCCUCUCCCAAAGUCGACCUGAAUCCCCUCGUAUCAAAUCUUUGAAGGAGGUGACGACAAACAUGCCCAAGAUGACACAGGCUACCUCGACGGGUGCAGUCUCCCAACGAGGAUCUAUCGUCAUAUCCUCCAACGAUCCUCCCACUGCCGACAGUCCAGAUUUAGCACGGUCCAAGUCCCAUCACAAAUCGCGCUUCCACGUACAUGUACCCCAUGUACAUAUGCCCCACUUCUUCAAGCACCACAGUCACAAAUCCGACACCAACAAAUCCGAAUACUGGCCCAGAACGCUGAGCGUGGCUGUUGGCGCACCCAAAGCUCAGCCCACUGGCAUCUCCCCUUCAGUUUCAAGCAAGCUCCGGCAAGAAAUCAAAGCACCUGACCACGAUACCUUGCAACCACCCAUUGUCGCCGAAGCCUCUUCCUCCUACUUUCCACCCGCAGCCUCAAGCACCGGUGUGGCCACAACGUCAUCUACCUCGUCCAUCCACAGCUCCCCUGUUUCAAUUCCCAUCCCAAAACCGGUUCCUGACCUCGACGGGGUGGGCGAAAUUCUGCCUCGUGACACUAGCCUCGUUCCUUCCGCUAAAGAGAGCAUCCGGACGGCCGCGUCUUCCGGAUCCUCCAAUGCCUCGACCGUCGACACCGAUGGGACAGGAAUUGGAUCCACCUCCACGUCUGUAACUUCAUAUGAUUCCGCCUCUUCUUCGCCCAUGAACCAAAAACCUCAUCAUGACCACGCGGGUCCACCCAGCACAUUCCAAGCUGCAAUGGGACGCGGCCUAAACGCAAACGAGGUCGUACCUUCCUCCUCCCUGAACCCUCUCCCCAGUGACACCACCGACCCACUCGUCGAAGUCUCCCUCCCCGAAGCUUCCUCCCUUCCUGACAUCAAUGAAACAGAGGUUGCUCUACCUGAGCCCCAAAGCUUCUUCCCAGGCUCAGCCUCCAAAGAGAUCCCUCCAGGCGAGGACCCCCUCAAGAAAUGGAGUUUCAGCUUCAUCUCGAGCAACAAAUCCAAGCUCGAUCUGAAGACAAAGCGAAGCCCAAAGUCAGGCACUGCUAACACCUCCCAUACUUCCACCCCCAGUCCUCGGUCACUUAUAAUUCCGUUGACUGCCGUCGCCAAGACGGCUAAGUCUACCGACGAAAAAUCCAGUCCAACUCUCGAGACCACUCCAACCGCGAAGCUCAAGGGACAUGACGCCACGAAACCUUCUAGUAUGCGAGGCCGCGUGCGGGACAUGAAUGUCCACGGACCAACUCUCUGGUAUCGAAUGAGUCAACCACACACCGACCAGGACGUUGCCGAAUUCCUCCUCGGUGUCGACCUGAAGGAAGAAAAUGCGCGCAGAAAGCAGGAAAACGCGGAAAAACAUAAAUCAUGGGCCCAGAAGAACCGGAUUGAGAAGGAGGAAGCGAAAAACGCAAAGUUGAUGGAGAGAAUCCGGAAGAGAGAGGAGAAGGAAGCGAGAGAAGAGAUGCUUCGUAUUCAAGAUGAAGCACGCGUUGGCUCUUCGGCGGCUUCCUCGAGGGACACUAACCCUGAAAACCCCGAAUUAGAAAGAGUCGAGACGGUCACCCAAAAGUUCGUCGUCGUAGAGGAGGAGCAGGGUGUGAAGAUCACGAGAGAGGACAAGGUCGAAGUCACCUCAGGGCCUGUCUCCACCACCAUCAUCCAUGAAGGCGGAACGGAAAGAGAGUCCAAGUUGGUCAUCGUGGAGGAGCUCCAAGGUGUGUCAGACGAGGUUCGGGACGACGAACGGAAGGUCACCGUUACCGACCUCACCGACCAUAUGAAGCUGGUUGGGGUUUUCCCCGUUUCUGCUUCCAAGGCCUCCCCCGACGCUCCGCCUCUCCCAACCGCCAACGCCAACCUUCCACCCGAGACCAGGGCCCUCGUAACAGCCCUUAAGUCUGAGCUCUUCGGCCUCCAACGCGCCCACAAGUCCCAGGUCCUCUCUCACGCACACGCUCUCACCGCACACAAGAAGGUCGAAUCUGAGCACUCCAAGCUGCAGACCACGUUCAACCAAAAACAGGCCGUGUGCGCGGAUCUUCAGAGGCAAUUAAAUGAGCUCGAGGGUGAGUUGAAGGCGGCGCAAGAGAAUUUGCUCGGAAAGCAAAAGACUACGCAAGAGACUUGGGGCCUGAUGGAAGAGAAGAAGGUAGAACUGGAGAAGGUUGUGAGCGAGUCAGGCCUGAGGGAUGUUUCUGAGCCCGUUGGUUUGGGACUGGUCGAUGAAGUUGAGAAAGACUUGGCUUAG
Molecule: messenger RNA, 2394 nt
Organism: Coprinopsis cinerea okayama7#130
Lineage: Eukaryota; Fungi; Basidiomycota; Agaricomycetes; Agaricales; Psathyrellaceae
Exons: 3
Coding region: 1-2394 (797 amino acids)
Source: RefSeq, a predicted model, not a curated record